Molecule: messenger RNA, 8016 nt
Organism: Brienomyrus brachyistius
Lineage: Eukaryota; Metazoa; Chordata; Actinopteri; Osteoglossiformes; Mormyridae
Gene: shroom3
Product: shroom family member 3
Exons: 9
Coding region: 1862-7084 (1740 amino acids)
Biological process (GO): actin filament organization
Cellular component (GO): cortical actin cytoskeleton; apical plasma membrane; adherens junction
Molecular function (GO): actin filament binding
Source: RefSeq, a predicted model, not a curated record
UGUAUUAUUGCAACAUUUUCUGUGAACUAGUACACAAAAAUAUCUGUUUCUGAAAUGCUGGAAGCAGCCUGUUUGGCACUGGCGGCUGUACCAGUUUGGCAAUUGCUUAGAUCAUGGGUAUUUCCCAUUCUUAAACUUUGCCAAACAGUAACCAGACCUCUUGACCCUUUCUGUGUGCUUUAUGUAUUGAGCAAGUGUGCCUGUUUUUCUGCUUAUGUAUGUAUGUGAAUAAAGCAGUUAUCACUUCAAAUUAAGGAUUUGUACACUGAUAGUAUUAUUGACUGAGCUAAAACCUUUGGAAUACAAAGUUUAAUAGAUACACUGAUGUGUCUGGUGCCAGUAUAGAAGCAGAUUUAUGUAGAUGGUGUUGAUAUUAUUUAUUAACUUUGCACUGGGGUGAUACAUUUGUAACCUACAUAGUUUUCUAAUGACCUGUCUGACAUAUUUGUCUGGAAUAAUGAAACUGUAGUUUACAUUUAGAGAUUUUUCACAAGGGAACAGACGGGUUGAGGGCGUACAGCCUUACACCCGUCCUAAACUGGAAUGGGAUUGGAAGGUUCAGUACUUUUUUGAAUACAUGCUUAAAGUGCACCUGUCUGUCAUUCCUAUCCUAGCAGGCUACAGAGCUUAGAACAGAGUGAUCCUGUGUAAAAACACAAUGGAGUAACUGUCACUAUUCUGUUAGAAUUUGUGUUUGGCAGCUGUUUAACCUUGAAAUGGCAUGAAAUGGCAAUCCUUGUUCUUGGCAAUUUAUAUGAUAGAUACAAACAAGAUUUUUGGCUUUAUUAUGAUCAAUAUUGACGAUAUUUCAUUGAAGAAAAUGCCAGACUUCUUGUUCUUUUGAGUUGACGGUGAAUGUUAUAAUUUUACCAGCUGUAACAUAAUUUCAGUAAUUUUUUUGUUAUAAUUGUGCAAAUUGCACACACUGAAAAAAUUCCUGAAACUCCUGAAGCAUUUGUCAUUUUUGUAACUUGGAAAACUUUGAGUCAGGCAGGCCAGACUGUAAUGCUAACCCCUUCCUCUAUAAUCUGUCGUCUAAUUUCAGCUUCCUUGCAGAUCAAAAGAUUGCCACUGACUUUGUUCAUAGCACAGAUAAUUUUUCCUUUCUGAAACACGCCCUGAUCAUCUUGCCUCAUUGACAUGGCGAAGAAUAGACCUUCAGUUAGUUACUGCCGGAGUCCGCGUAGAAUCGGCAUCUCUGAUGACUCUCUUGUUUUCGGUGCUGUUGUGAUGUCGAGUAUCAUGGGAAAACUGAAAAGACUUUCAUCUGGGAAUCCCAGAACGUAAAUGUCUGGAAGUCCAUCUGUUUGAUCGGGCUGAAUUUUAUUUCAGAGCUUAUUUAGUUUACAAUAUAGAACCAAUAAAAUGGGUUUCAAAUAGCUUUGGCAGCGCGCAUUUAGCAGUGGCACAGAUACCUCUUUUUAUAAUAUCCCCUUGUCAUUGAAAUAGGAGAUUUAAGUAAAGCAGACAUAUUUCAAAUGUAGGAUUUAGUUGCUCACUGUCUCAGGUUUGAGUCACGUGUUGAUUGACAGGAAUUGAAUAAGACAAAAAGAUGCACAGUGCUACUUUUGUUCCUCCACCACGUGUUGUCAUGAGUCUGGUCUCCCUUAGGGCCAUUUUCAGGCAAUAAACAUUCAUUUUUGAUACGGGGAUUUUCAUUCGAUUUCUCGUUUUUCCGAUUGUGUUCUGUUUGUUCCCUGUGAGCAUCUGUUCAGCUCGGGGCAGGAUGUUUACUUUACGUUUUUAUCGUAUUUGAGGUAAUGACUGCUAAUUGCCUGUCUUAAUGAGCGCUGGUCGCAUAGUCCUGCCCGCCAGCCUCUCGCUGGCUGCCACUUCAGUGUAGCGGGUGCAGCGGGACACCAUGGAGCUUCUGGGAGCCUUUUAUCGGAGAAAAUUCCGAAGGAAACAAAAGAGUUUGGAUCUGUCAGAGGGGGCACUAUGCAAGUCUCCCUCCGAGAGCAGCGUCAACAGUCUGGCCACCGGGCUGAUCUCAAAGGUCCUGCGGAUGACGGCUAGACAGAGUGGGUCAACUUCUAGACCCCACUCCUGGCAUUCGACCAAACUUGGGGCGGGUCAGCAGGACCCCAGCAUGAUGCAGAUAUCACAGAGCAGCAUGGCUGCUCCCUGGCAUCACAACUACCACUCCAGCCUCUCCACCACCGACCUCUCAAACUAUGAUGCUGGCUUUCUCAGGAAAAGUCCAGACCAGUACAGCUCGCGAGGCAGUAUGGAGAGUUUGGAUCAUGGCCACCCAGCUUAUAGCUCCUGUCAUCAACUGUCCUCCUCCAAGUCCUCCAACAGCAUUGACCACCUGCACAACAAGAGGGACUCUGCCUACAGUUCCUUCUCCAACAGCUCCAGCAAUCCUGAGUACCCUCCAUCCGGUCCCUCCUUCAGCAAGGAGCGCUCCUAUUCUAUGGAUAGUAUGCUGUCACAGCGUGGGCCUGAAGGCAUGCGACAGGCAGACAUGCGCUACGUCCGCACGGUCUACGAUCCCCAGCAGGGUGUUUCGGAGGAGCAUCAAGUCAGUUCUGCUAAGGUGCUACGCAACAGCGAGGGCAGGACGCACGCUGACGUCCGGGGAGGAAUGACGGGCGCGUCCGCAAACCAUGCGCUGUGGGGUCAGACACAUGGCCGCAACUCCUGCGAGAGUCUGAAAGGGGGGCCGCCACCUCCACUUCGCAGUGAUAGUUAUGCCGCCAUCAAAAACCACGAACGACCAAACUCGUGGUCUAGCCUAGAGCAGCCUCGAUCUUUCAGAGCUUUACAGAAAGGCUUCUGGCAUCAGAACAGUGCCUCGUUCCCCUUGGUGAAGACAUUCACGACAGACGGGCAGCUACACACGGUGGUAGAAAAGAGCCCCGAAAGCAGUCCCACGACGAAACCCAGGCAGAACUUCCCUCAGGCUUCACAGACUGGGCACCCAAUGCUGCCUACGGGCAUCUAUCCUGUGCCACAACCGGAACCACAUUAUGCCCAGGUGCCCAGCUGCUGCCCGAACUCAGGCGGUAUCUGCCCUGCACUAGCUAAGGAGGGUGUGUGUUCCUCCUACAGAGGUCAAGAGAGGGAACUCAAUACAGAGCAGUCAAAAACAGAGAAAGAAUGUCAAAGUCAAGCCUCUUCCACUGUCAGCCAACCCACCAAUGCUAUUAAACCCAAACCGCCCAUGCACCAUGACAGAAGGCCUGAUGAUUCUGACACCAAAUGCAGUCACUAUAGACCUCAUUUUAAGACCAGCGUAGAUGGGUAUGGAGCAUCCCAAAACCAAGAGGAUGGUUACAGGCACGUAUCUCAGACCCUGAAUCAGGAGAGGAGAGAUCCAUACACUAGAGUUAAACCAAGGGAAGAGAAGCAGAGACCCUCACAGAGCUCUGAGGUGUGCACACAGACAAGGGAGAAAGAGGAAAUCCAGGCAAAUACCUGGAACCAUCUACUGGAGAUCACUCACCUUCAAAACAAACCAUUAUCUUCUGUGGCCCAAGAUGGAUUUAAUUGCACUCAGGAAAUGUAUGGAAGGCCCAGAGAUAUCAAUGUUCCAGCCUCCCAUAGCAGCAGAGGUGACACUGCUCACAGCCAGGAAAACAACAGUAUGAGGCGUGUUUUACCUAGACAGUGCAGCGAUUCUGCACUGCAGAAAGAAAAGCAACAGGACCAUCCCCUGACCAAGUUGGAGAAUGCCCUGAUCCAGGUCCAGAUUUCAGCAGGUUCGGAAGCCACUGUGGCCCAGUGUAGUACUCGGAGUGAGAAGGACGAGAGCGAUGCCGUGCACCUCUCAGUCCUGGAGAAGGUGAGCCGGUUUGAGCGGGAACAGAGGAGGUUAUACAGCCACAGUGACGUCCUUGCUAACAAGAGGGCGGAGCCAAGGGGAAGCUCCAGCCAUAGCAGAACGCAGAGCUGGAGUGUGGAAAGGAAAGACAUUGUGCAGCUGGAGGACAAUAAAGAACCCCAACAAUAUCCAGCACGACAUCGGAUAUGUGGAAACCAAGAGCCCCCUUUUAGAAAUCCACACAACAAACCAAUGGCGAUCCAACGAAGCAAGAGCACUUUCCAGCUGGGUGGAAGUAAAGAAAAGGAAUUCCACUGGAAAGAAGACCUUGAGGAAAUCCUAGGUACUAUUCAGGACGUGUCCUACAACAGGACCUAUAGAGAUAGCAUCAAAGAUGCACAGUCGAAGGUUCUAAGAUCUACUUCUUUCAGACGACGAGACCUUAGUGCCAAGCCCGUUCCAAAUAAGCACUUAUCCCUGGAGAGAAAGGCUCCCAAGACAAGUCCUAAGCCUUCUGUAGCUUCUCUGCACACCCCAAAAGAAAGGCAUGUUGUUACACCUGAGGUGCAGAAAAAUGCUCCACCCCCUCUUCCAAGUCGGCCGGCCGUUGGGUUCCCCAUUUCUCGAAUUGGUGGUCGCAAACGCCUCACUGCAGAGCAAAAGAAGCGCUCUUACUCCGAGCCAGAGAACAUGCAUGAAGUAGGGUUGUCACGAGGUGAGGACUCGCAGAAAAGAGUUCCUCAGGAAUUUUUCAAACCUGAGACCAGUGUAGCAGACAGAUGCAAACUUUUCGAAAUGGCAGCUACGAAAAGCACAGGCCCCAGCCUCAGUAUAUCCCAUUUUGAGCUUAAACAAAUACAACAGGAUGCCUUGGCUGAGUACAUGGAACGCAAGACCGGUCGACGGUCAUCUUUGCAAAAUCGCCCCACCAGUGCGUACAUCCAGGCCCUCUGCCAUGACUCCAAGAGUGUAUGUGCAUCUGGUUUUUUGUUCAGUCAGGAGCAAGGUUUCCAUUUUACUUCAAUUUCUGACAGCCAGAGAGGAACAAGCCAUAUGAUGUAUGCCAUUCCGUCCAAUCUAAAGGGCACCGUGCACCCGAAUGGAGACGCGUCUGAAAUGGCACAUCUGAAAUCCUGCAGUAAUAAUCCAACAUCCCUCCACAAGGACAAAGACCCUCUAAAACAACCUUUUAGUCACGAGAGGGAGCUACAUAAGCCUGGUCUCGUCGCUUCUUCGGUGCCUGUCCAGAAUCAGUUACAUUUGCAGAACCAGGAAGAAUCCUUUGAGAGGGUUGCACCCCCAAGGAAUUCUGGGAAGUCUGCCUCAGCAGAGGACUUGUUACAUUGCCCUGAGGAAGAGAGGGCGGUUCCUCAACACUACAGGUCUCGGUCUUCUCCCUCUAUGGAGAAGCAUUAUAAGGAUUUAACUGGAGCGGAUCAUGCAGCGUUUGGAGUCACCUCAAGGCAUCCUUUGUUUCUUAAUCCAAGUGAUAGCAGACCCGUGAAGGAUGCAGACCAGAAGCAGAUCGCGGUCCCCCUGGAUGGAGAUAAGGGGUCCUUGCUCAGAGUGGGCCUGUCGCCGCCCAGCGCCCAGGCCGUACGCAGCGAGAAGUCAAAGCCCACGGAGCGGCACAGGAUGCUGAGUGCCACGGGCCUGGCAGCCUCCGUUGGCCUGCCCUGCGCCUUCGCUCCCCCACCCUGCACUGCUAAGCUGAACUGGCAAACUGAUAAGAACCCAUGCCAGGCUGGUCUGGAUACCUUCACACGCAAUACAUUCCCCUUCCUGGGGCAGGAUAGUAAGCCCAGUGCUGAGGGCCAGACAGCUUUGGCAGCUUUGACAAGCUCCUCAGACGCCAGCGUCUCCCAGGAAGCAUCAGAGGAGGAGCCCAGCUCAAAGAUCCCUGCCGCCCGACAUACACCCAGCGCGAUGGGUGCCGCCCCAUUGCAGAACCUCCUUGCUGGUGUGUUCUGCAGCACCUCCUCUGAGUUAGAGAGCCCCCCCACGACACAGCCUCUCCUAUCCCUGCGCAUUUCUGAGUCGAACCUCCAAGCGUCCCCGCCCUCCUUGUCCUUCAAGGACGUCGUCGUCGAUGAUGAUGUGUUUCUCGAGGAGCCUGCCCAACCUUCUCGCUGUUCACCGUCCAUUCAGGACAGGGACAUCAAAGAGGACAUUCCUCCACCAAUCCCUGCAUGUCCACCUGCAGGGGAUGGGCUAGGUAUUAACACCCUCAACAGAAGAUCGGUUGACAGAGACCUGGCUGAAUACCAUCCCUUCCUCCCUGCCCAUGCUGAGAACACAGACUCCCCGUCCAAGGCCGUCUUUCGAAGUCCAAGUGUGGACCUGGAGACCCGGUCACCUCCUGUCCAUGACGCUGUAGAUGAGCAGGAAUCACUGCAGGAGAACCCAGUGCUGUGCAGGAGGGAGCGCUCGGCCGAGGAGGUGCGGGUGGAAGCCCUGGCACAGGUGUUAUCGUCUAAAGACAAAUCAAUGGCUCUCGUCCUGGGCACAUGGGCAGUGAAAAAUACUAUGGACUUGAUGGAGGAUAUCUUCCCCAUACUAAGCCCACCAUUACAGCCAGAGAAGAAAAGUGCGCAGAUGGAGGAUAGAAAGAAAGAGCCUGACAAGGAUCUACAGAAUAAACCCAGAGGGAUGGAGACAGAUCUGGACAAGGAAGAAGAAUAUCUAAAGCAAAAAAAGAUGGAGUUGGUGGAGGCCCUUACUCUCAACAUAGCAGCUCUGCGGGAGGAGAAGGCAGGCCUAGCGGAGGAGCAGAGGAAAUUCAGUGCACUGGAGGGUCACCUGGAAGCCCUGAUACAGGAGUGCUGUAAGCCCAGUGAGCAGGACAAGUACCACAUGUUUGUCGGCGACUUGGACAAGAUCGUCAACCUGCUACUGUCACUGUGCAGCCGGCUGGUGCGUGUGGAGAACUCCCUCAGAGGCCUGGACGACGAGGACAGGGAAGAUACCACCAAGGAGAAGGAGAACCUACAGCUGAAACAGCGACAGCUACGGGCUCAGCACCAGGACGCCCGCGAGCUCAAGGAGAACUUGGACCGGCGGGAGCGUGUGGUGUUCCAGAUCCUGGCCGCUUACCUGGGCAGACAGCAGCUACGUGACUACCAGCGUUUCGUUCAGAUGAAGCCGGCACUGCUGAUACGACAGAGGUGCCUGGACGACCUUAUCAGAGAGGCGGAAGAGCAGCUGCAGAGGGUGACAGAGAGACUGCUGUCUGAGAGUGACGUCCUCAUCCAGGAAGGCGGGCUCACCUCUGCCGCUGUGUCUACUUCUGCACGUACCCCUACUGUCACCACACUCUGACCCCUACUGGCUGCGCCUCACCAUUACACCCCCUGCCAUCACCACUGCUGAACUGCUUUUAACGUUAACCUGAAAAACCAGAACUUUUCCCUCACCCGUCACCUAAUUUUUCCAUUCAAAACAUUAUAUUUAGAAAUUAUUGAACCAGCCACUACACGUGUCAAAGCCUGUUUGUGUACCAGUUCAAGUUUUAGUUAUCUUGAAUAUUUGUUUAUCCUUGAAUGCACUGCACAGUUAAAGCUUAUGCUCAAUAAAAAUUUAUUUUUGCAGAUGUAGGGGGUUAUUUGAUUAUCUACUGUAAAAAAAUUAAUACCAUUAAAAGCUAUACAGGAAUCUAUCUGGAAUUAUUUGUCAGGAUUUCUGAUAUACAACAAAAUUAUGAACUUAUGGCAAAAGAAGACCUGUUUGAAUACAAAUUUGAAUAAUCAUGUCUGAUAUCUCAUUUUACAUUUUAUCUUUGUUUCAUUUUGACACACAUGUAUGCUACAUUCUCUACAUUUUUAUGAUAAACAGUUAUGGAAUACUGUUUACUGCUCUUUGACCACUUAAGCCUUAAAAGCAAAACAAGGAGUUCAAGUUUGACAACUGUGAUUAUAUCCGUCAUACACUUAACGAUUUGUAAAUAAUGUGUGACUCCACAUUACAAAUAGCGGUUAACUCCAGUAGCAUUUUGUAUGACCUAAAACCAUGCAGAUGCCAAUUUUGAUAUUUGAGGUUCGGUCAUUUCGUUUUGCUCUACAAUGUGGAGAGGAUAUGGAGCAGUCAUUUCUCAUUUGGUCUUCCGAACUUACCCUUUGAAGCAUUUAAAAUGGAUUUAAUUCCAUGUGAAUAAAGACACUGCCUGCAUUUUGCCAAGUAUAACCAAUGAUGAUAUCAAAAGCUAGACCCCCAUUUUCUGUAAAAAUACAAAUAAAGUAAACAAAUUUGAUAAA